Theileria parva strain Muguga is the source of this 1667-nucleotide messenger RNA. It is a transcript of the gene ssb1, whose product is annotated as Replication factor-A C terminal domain protein. The record is from RefSeq and is a predicted model, not a curated record. Bases 244 to 1644 code for a protein of 466 amino acids. Lineage: Eukaryota; Apicomplexa; Aconoidasida; Piroplasmida; Theileriidae. The transcript has 10 exons.
AUUCUGCUAAAAAACUAAUUUUAAAUUCAUUUUUAAUGAGAUUUUAAUAAACUGACUUAGAAUUCCUGUACAUACACAUUAGUGUGUGUUUAUAUGCUCAUUAUUUGAAAUUUAUUUUUCACCUUGACAAUGGUAUUCCAUCACAUUUACUUAUUCUGUUAUUGUCUUUCCCUAAAUUUAUAGAUAUAUUUUUUGUUUUUUUCCUUCAUAAAACCUUGUCUUCCUCUUUAAUUCAUCACAACAAUGUCAAAUUCAUAUUUUCCUAUCAAGAAUAUAACAACUUACACCAGUAACUGGACAAUUUUGGGGAAAAUCGUGGACAAAUCACCACUCAAGGCGCUUAAGGGAGAUAACUCCUUUUUGUUCGUCGAUAUUGUCGAUAAAAACGGAGAUACAAUUCGAGCCAAGUUUUGGGGCGUUGCAGCUAACAAAUGGAACGACCUGUUAGAAAAGGGGAAUGUGUAUACCUUUUCAAAGGGAACAGUUAACUUGUCGAACAAAAAGUUCAAUACCACCCCUCACAACUAUGAAAUAACAUUUACGACGGAUAGUAAAAUAGAUCCCUCGGAUGAACUUAACGACAUAAAAGUCGAGAGAAACUAUGAGUUUGUUACAUUGAGGGAUAUAAAGUCCACUUCUCGUGACACUCCGUUCGUGGUAGAUAUUCUAUGUUUCGUAAAGUCGUUGACUCCAGUCUCAGUGACGAACACCAAGUUUAACAGAGACACUAAAAAGAGAUUAUUGUAUGUCGUGGAUGACACCAGCUAUGAGUUGGAGGUGACACUUUGGGGUCAAAUGACUGAAUUGCCGAUAUUUGAAGAUAUUCUGGAUAAACCAGUUAUACUAUCACAAGUCACAAUAAAGGAAUGGAAUGGAGGAAGAUUUGGCCAAACAAGUUUGAAUACAGAUAUAAAGUUUGCAGACUUUCAGUCGGUUAGAAAUAAAGAUAGGCUCUCGACCCUUGAGGCUUGGUAUCAAAAGGCUAUGUCUGAAAAUGAAUCUUUUAAAACCAUGAAAACACAAACAAUGUCUUCAUCCAGAGAAUCCUACGAGUUCACAACCAUUGACGAUGCCCUGACCAGGUCUAAGGGGUAUUUCAUAUUCAUCUGUAAGCUGAGGAAACUGUUUUGGAAAAAUAAGGACGGGGAGAUGAGGCUCUGGUACCACGCAUGCCCAACCUGUCUCAAGAAGGUUGUAGAGGAACAAGAAAACGUCUGGAGGUGUAUCACCUGUGACGACUCAAUAGUUACGCCAGUAUUGAGAUACAUUGUUAGCUGUGUGUUUGUGGACUUUUCAGGCCAACUGUUUUCAACAGUAUAUUCAGAGAGCGGAAAAAAACUACUUGGAUAUUCAGAACAGGAGCUAGAUGCAAUGGAUAAGGAAGAACUUAAAAACACACUUGAUUUCGAUGUUCUACAUAAGGACUUUAAAGUCUCAGGUUUCUUCAAGAAUAAAACUUAUAAUGGAGAAUCCAGGAACACAUUCAACGUUACAAACAUAGAGGAAGUUGAUUACGCGAAAGAGGCUGAAUCCCUUCUUGAAAGGAUGCAUUUAACUUACGAAACUGUCGAAAGCUUUUUGUCACUGGACAAACCGGAUUCUGGAAGCUCCCCAAAGAAAACUAAAACCGACCAACAAGAAUAAACACAUUUUAAUAAAAUUUUCAA